Messenger RNA from Moesziomyces antarcticus, 1077 nucleotides. Its product is annotated as mitogen-activated protein kinase. The record is from RefSeq and is a predicted model, not a curated record. The transcript has a single exon. The coding region runs from base 1 to 1077 and encodes 358 amino acids. Gene Ontology annotation, cellular component: nucleus; cytoplasm. Gene Ontology annotation, molecular function: MAP kinase activity; ATP binding. Gene Ontology annotation, biological process: protein phosphorylation; osmosensory signaling pathway; stress-activated MAPK cascade. NCBI's taxonomy places the organism in Eukaryota, Fungi, Basidiomycota, Ustilaginomycetes, Ustilaginales, Ustilaginaceae.
AUGGCCGACUUUGUCAAGCUCUCCAUCUUCGGCACCGUCUUCGAGGUCACCACCCGCUAUGUCGACCUCCAACCCGUAGGCAUGGGCGCCUUCGGUCUCGUCUGCUCCGCAAACGACCAGCUCACCAACACUUCGGUCGCCAUCAAGAAGAUCAUGAAGCCCUUCUCCACCCCCGUCCUCUCCAAGCGCACCUACCGCGAGCUCAAGCUGCUCAAACACAUCCGCCACGAGAACAUCAUCAGCCUUAGCGACAUCUUCAUCUCGCCCCUCGAGGACAUCUACUUUGUCACCGAACUCCUCGGCACCGACCUCCACCGCCUCCUCACAAGCCGUCCGCUCGAAAAACAGUUCAUCCAGUACUUCCUCUACCAGAUCCUCCGUGGCCUCAAGUACGUGCACUCGGCAGGCGUCGUCCACCGCGAUCUCAAGCCAAGCAACAUCCUCGUCAAUGAGAACUGCGAUCUCAAGAUUUGCGACUUUGGUCUGGCACGAAUCCAGGACCCGCAGAUGACCGGCUACGUCAGCACGCGCUACUACCGCGCGCCCGAGAUCAUGCUCACCUGGCAAAAGUACGACGUCGCCGUCGACGUCUGGAGCGCCGGAUGCAUCUUUGCCGAGAUGCUCGAGGGCAAGCCGCUCUUCCCGGGCAAGGACCACGUCAACCAGUUCUCCAUCAUCACCGAGCUCCUCGGCACACCACCAGACGAGGUCAUCAAGACCAUCUGCUCCGAAAACACGCUGCGCUUCGUACAGUCGCUGCCCAAGCGCGAGCGCGUGCCCUUUUCGCAAAAGUUCAAAAACGCAGACCCCAUGGCGUUGGAUCUGCUCGAAAAGAUGCUCGUCUUCGACCCGAGAACACGCAUCAGCGCCGCAGAGGCGCUCGCGCAUCCCUACCUCGCACCCUACCACGACCCCACCGACGAGCCCGAGGCCGAAGAGGCCUUCGACUGGUCCUUCAACGACGCCGACCUGCCCGUAGACACCUGGAAGGUCAUGAUGUACUCGGAGAUCCUCGACUUCCACAACAUCGACAACUCGGGCCAGGACGAGGGUCCCGUCCCGCCCGUCAACAACUGA